Molecule: messenger RNA, 2065 nt
Organism: Pelobates fuscus (common spadefoot toad)
Lineage: Eukaryota; Metazoa; Chordata; Amphibia; Anura; Pelobatidae
Product: keratin, type II cytoskeletal cochleal-like
Exons: 9
Coding region: 78-1547 (489 amino acids)
Biological process (GO): intermediate filament organization; keratinization
Cellular component (GO): keratin filament
Molecular function (GO): structural constituent of skin epidermis
Source: RefSeq, a predicted model, not a curated record
GAAACUCAGGGAGUCAUUCAAAACAGACUUUGUAGUCAGUUCAUACAUUACUACUUUCUGAUUAUUACAGAGGAACCAUGUCUCACCACUCCGCUCAUAGCCACUCUGUCUCAGGACACAAGAAAUUCAGUUCAUCAUCUGCUUGCUUACCCUCAGUGAGCAAACACAGUGCUAGUUCUUUCACUUCGAAGAAAGUGUCCAUAGGUCACAAAGUUCUGCCAAGUUUUAGUAGCAAGAGCGUGUAUAGUGUUGUGUCAGGUGGACACAAGAUAUCUGCUGGAGGUUACAGAUCACUUCAUAGAGGACAUGGACAUGGAGGAUCUGAUAUUGGACAUGGAUAUUUUGGAUCCAGCUAUGGAUUUGGAGCACCAUUUUGCCCUGGAGGUAUCACCUCUGUCACAGUGAACCAAAGUCUGCUGUCUCCUCUCAAUUUGGAGAUAGACCCACACAUCCAGAGAGUCAGGACAGAUGAGAAGGACCAAAUCAAAGGUCUCAACAACAAGUUUGCUUCCUUCAUUGACAAGGUGAGAUUUUUGGAACAACAGAACAAGAUCCUUGAAACUAAAUGGACUUUGCUGCAAGAGAGAAAACCUAUUAAACACAACAUUGAACCUCUGUUUGAGGCUUAUAUCAGCAACCUCAGGAGACAGCUAGAGAGUCUGGGAAGUGAAAAGGCCAGCCUUGAGUCUGAACGACGAACCAUGGAGGAGGCUGUGGAAGAUUUCAAGAAAAAAUUUGAAGAGGAGAUCAACAAGCGCACUGCUGCAGAGAAUGAAUUUGUUGCACUCAAGAGGGAUGUGGAUGUUGCUUUCAUCAAUAAAGCAGAACUUCAAGCAAGUGUGGACUCAUUGACUGAUGAGAUCAACUUCCUGAGAGCUCUGUAUGAUGCGGAGAUAGAACAACUGCAGGCUCAAAUUGCCGAUAUUUCAGUGGUUGUGUCCAUGGAUAAUAGCAGACAUCUGGACAUGGACCGUAUUAUUGCUGAAGUGAAAUCUCAGUAUGAGGAAAUUGCGAACAGAAGCAGAGCUGAAGCAGAAGCCAUGUACCAAUCAAAGUACGAGGAGCUGCGUCUGACAGCAGGUAAACAUGGUGAUGACCUGCGUAGCACUAAACAUGAGAUCGCUGAACUUACCCGACUUAUCCAGAGACUCAAAGGAGAAAUCGAGAGCAUAAAAGCCCAGCGUUGUAAACUGGAAGCUGCUAUAACUGAGGCAGAAGAACGCGGAGAAGCCGCUAUCAAAGAUGCCAGGAACAAACUUUCUGAAUUGGAGGCUGCUCUACAGAAGGCCAAGCAGGACAUGGCUCGCCAACUGCGAGAAUACCAGGAGCUGAUGAAUGUGAAACUGGCUCUGGAUAUUGAGAUCGCCACCUACAGGAAGAUGCUGGAAGGAGAGGAGGGCAGAAUUGGUCAAGAUGGACAUGACUCUGUUAGCAUAUCUGUGAUCAGCAAUACUACAGGAUCAGCACACGGUGGAAGUGGCCAUCACCACAAAGGUGGAUUCAGCUCUUCUAGCUAUGCCAAAGGAAAACAUGGUCAUCACUGUUAAAUAGUUGCAGCUCUGAGUUCAUCAGCCCUACAUACAGUGUUCACUGUUUGUUUGUUUUUUUUUUUGCCAAAAUAUAGAUUAAAUCAUUUGCAUUUUGCAAGCAUCUCUUAGGUGCUAUCUUAUAAUUGCUUUGUCUCUGUAUGCUCAGUUUUGUGGAAUGGACAUAUGUUUCAGACUCAUCGAUAUUGGAAAAUUUUGAACCUUGUUUUAAACACCUUAAAUCUAUACUCUAAAUCGAUACUCUAUAUGAAUUGUUGAUUCUAUAUUUUUUCAUCAUACUCAUCAAAUGUUACUUUGAAUGAAAGAAAAUAAAAACAUUCAAGAAUUAUCUACUAUAGUAUCAUUGAAUAGUAAUUUAGCUAAGCUAAAACCUCAUACAUGUUCUAUCUGAUAUUUAUGAUUAAAAAAGUUAAAUGUGUGUCCUCCCCCAAAAAAAUUGAAUGUCACAUUUAUUUCUUCUUAAUUUGUUGUUUUCUGCAUUGCUGUACUUUCAAAUUAAACUGCAUUUCAAAUGAUAA